This is a messenger RNA of Trypanosoma cruzi, 666 nucleotides long. RefSeq lists its product as uncharacterized. The record is from RefSeq and is a predicted model, not a curated record. NCBI's taxonomy places the organism in Eukaryota, Euglenozoa, Kinetoplastea, Trypanosomatida, Trypanosomatidae. The transcript has a single exon. Bases 1 to 666 code for a protein of 221 amino acids.
AUGAAAUUGGUACUAGUGUAUGUUUUUAUUUGUUUACUGUGCUCCGUUAAUUUUGUUUAUUUGAUUGUUUUAUUCACCUUGAAGCUUUUUAUGGCGUCAGGGAAGGUAUUAGCUGAUCAGUUUAGAAGGCAGGGAAUACGGUAUGAAGAGGCGUCCGGAAUCCUUUGGUGCUCUUUGUGUACAAAUGCUAAAGGAUUAGAGAUAAUUGAAGUGGAGUCGAAAGACAGUGUAUUGGAGCAUUGCGCCUUAAAACGUCAUCUGAUUUUUAUGGAAAAGCAGUUACCUAUGGAUCAGUACUGCCCUGUCGAAAUCAAUGGAUGUUACAUGCUUCUUGAUCAUCAUUGUGUAUAUCCCGCGGUCAUGUUUGGUAGAGGACGGCUUUUAUUGGACGACACUUUGGGUUGUUUAAUUCCUGAAGACGUAUGUGGAGGUGUGAAGUUGUUUCCACGACACAAGUAUACGGUAUUAGAGCUUAUUAUUCCACAUAGUACCGUGCCUUUGCCACACAAGCCUGACUACUUUGUGGAGAGAGAGGUUCGUAGUCGAAAAUGUCGAUUGGGAAUGGAUAUCUGUAUUGCUUACUACAAUAAAUCUGUGGAGGGUGAAACAGCAGUAAUGAAGCGACGAAGAACCGUCUUUGGACGCGUGAAUAUGCAAGGAAUAUAA